Messenger RNA from Hydractinia symbiolongicarpus, 3259 nucleotides. RefSeq lists its product as uncharacterized. The record is from RefSeq and is a predicted model, not a curated record. Gene Ontology annotation, molecular function: zinc ion binding. Lineage: Eukaryota; Metazoa; Cnidaria; Hydrozoa; Anthoathecata; Hydractiniidae. The coding region runs from base 30 to 3167 and encodes 1045 amino acids. The transcript is spliced from 12 exons.
AUAUUAUAGUGCAUAUUAUAGGAAUUAACAUGGAAGAAAUAGUUGAAGUGGAUGUUAGAAUACAAACUACAAGAAGUUAUCUUCAAACUGGUGAUAACAUAACCAUAACACUUUCCAACAACAAUUCACAUGUUGAGGAACCCAGUAAUGACGUAUCUACUAGUUCAAAAAAGAUUGAGACUAGCAACAAAACCACAGUUUGUAGAUUCUACAAAAGGAAUGGUCGAUGUAAUCAAGGGAACAAGUGCAACUUUGAACAUAGUGAUAUAAAGAAGGAGAAGGAAGCAGAAACUGUUAAAAAACCUAUUGACUUACCUGAAGAAGACCUAUCCAGUAGCUUUGAGAACUAUUUAAACAUAAAUUCGCUAAAGUCUAAACAAUGCAAGUAUUUUAUUUCCCAACAAGGAUGCAGGUUUGGUGACCAGUGUUCGUUUAAUCACUACCGUUCAGUUGCAGAUGCUGGAGAAGAGCCUGUUGAUGAACAUAAUGACACUGUAGAAUGUACUUCCCAAUCGCAAUGUCUAACUCAUUCUGAGGACCUGAUCUUAUGUAAGGAUAAGAAUGUUUGUAAAGUGGUUAAAAUUAAGGAAGAAGACCUUGAAAAUGAAUUAAAUAAUUCAAACCCAACAGAGGUUGGUGCAGGAAUGGCUGAUCAAGUUUUUGAGGAACCUCCCAGUCACUAUAAUACAAAAGAAAAUGAUGAAGUUGAGACUUCAACAGAACCUGAACUUAGAUUGUCAGAUGCUCAAAAAGAAACUUAUCAUGGAUCCAAUCGAACUACUCCAAAUUGUCGAUAUUUUCAGACUAGUCGUGGUUGUAGACAAAAGGGAAAAUGCAAGUUCAAGCAUGAUAAAAAAGCACUGUUAGAUUCCAAUGAAUCAAAUGAUGAAAUAGUAAGCAAUGCAUCUGUUGGGAGUAAAGUAAAAGAAAAUACACAUCCUGAAGAAAGUAGAAAUGAUAAGAGUAUUACUGAAGAUGUUAAAAAUGGUGCUGCUGAGAAUUUAGUUGAAAAUGAUGAUAGGGUUCCAAUUGAAAACAAUAAUAAAAAAGAACACAAUCGUACAAAUGAAAUGCAAAAACCAUUAAGAAAGUGUAGAUUCUUUAAUUCUGACCGUGGUUGUCACAACAAGCAGUGCAGGUUUUUACAUGAAAAGUUUAAAUUGCAGCAUACUGCGUCAUCUGAGAAAAAAAGUCAAGUUAUUGAUAAAAAUACCCCAGAUGAUGGAACUACAGAGAAAUUUAACGUUACAUUCAAUAAUUCAAAUGUUGUACCUAAUGCUGAAAAUCUGAAAAAAGAUGUUGAUGUAACACCGUCUCGCGAAGAUGAGUCUGAACCUAUAACAAACGUGCCCAUUAUACCUACUAGUCAAGGAAAUGCAGAAAUAUGCAAAUUUUAUCAGAAAUUGAGUGGUUGUAAGGAGAAUUCCUGUCCUUUUCUUCAUGAGAAAAUCCAGUGUUCAAAAAAUGUUGAUAUCGAAGAAACUAGAGGGCAAAAUGAUCUAGAGCAAAAUGCUUGCGGAAAAGAUUCUGGGAAACAAGAAAAGACAUCCAAAGUCUCAGUUGCUGUCAAUCGUGGGUACCAAAAUAAUAUCUGUCGAUUCCACCUCCUUCCAAGGGGAUGUAUCAAGGGAGAAAACUGUCCAUAUCAACAUUCUUCGUCAAAUCGUAAUCCCAUGCACACUCUCAACCUUCGUGAAACAGAAAUAAAACAAUUAGAAAGAAGAUUCCGCAAUAACUUUACCCUUGUGCAAAAGGAGCCUUCCACAGUAUACAACGUGAACACCGCCCCAACUGAUCCAGACUGGCCUUUUGUUGUCAAAGAAUUUACAUUACAUGUUGAAUUUCCUACAAGCUAUCCUGCUGAUUUAUUUAAACUUUCUGUAAAAGAAAGUGAAAAAUUCCCUCCUGGAUUUUGCACGUAUUUAAAUGAGGACAUUGAAGUAUGGCUUGAAAAUCGUAAAUCCCAUCGUGACAACAAGGACUUAGCAUUUCGACCGUUUCUAAAAUGGUUUGAUAAACGCUUAAAAGACCUUUUCACACAUGCAUUAACUAAGAUUAAAAUAGAACAGCAAGCUCAACAAGCUGGUAUUAAGUUAAUUCCUUUUAACAAGAUCCUUCCAAACAAUGCUGCUGUUGAUGGUGAGGUGAUAUCAAAUGAAGAGGGUACGUCUGUAAAUAAUGAAGAACCAGCUACUACACAAUCUGAAGAUGUUAACGAUGCUGUAAAAGUCGAGGAGGAUACCUGUGAUAAUACUGCCUCAAAUCAAAAUGAGAAUAGUUCUUCUAAAAGGGUGAAAAAAGGAACAGAGAUGAAGUUUUUAGAUUUAGUUCUCAAUGAAAAUAUUGGCACGCUGACCUUACCUAGUGUUAAACUUACAAUUGAGUGUGAAAGAUGUAGAAAGAGAGUGGAUGUCUCCUUGGUAGAGAAAAAAACAUACACGGGUACCUGUACCAAGUGUAAUGUACAGCACAUUGUGGCAUACCAUUCUGAACUUAUUCAUCAACACUCGCCAGUUGUUGGUUAUCUACACAUGCAAGGAUGCUCAGUAUUUGACUUAAUCUUAACGGAUUCCAAAUUGGUCUUAAACUGUUUGAAUUGCAACAAGGAUAACUCUAUGAAGGGGAUGGCGUAUGGCUCAAAAAAUCAUUUUUGUCAUCACUGCAACAAAGAGAUGGGAAUAAAAAUACGAUCGACUAAAUUUCUAAAAUUGCAAGCUGCGAACGGGUUGAUUUCAACAAAGAAGGAAGCACAAUCAGUGAGGAAGAAGCCUGUUAAAGAUGCAAGUGUCAUACCCGGGGAGGCUUUGCCUGAUAAUGGUACUUGCAAGCAUUAUAAGAAAAGUUACAGAUGGUUAAGGUUUCCUUGUUGUGGCAAACUUUACCCGUGUGAUAAGUGUCAUGACGAAAAGGAGGAGGGCAAUCAUGAACAAAAAUUUGCUACUCGAAUGUUGUGCGGGUUUUGUUCAAAAGAACAGCCAUUUUCCAAAGAUAAGCCAUGCGUACAUUGUAAUGCAAACUUGACAAGAUCAAAAUCUGCACAUUGGGAAGGCGGAAAAGGAUGCCGGGAUAGAACCAAAAUGGCGCGAGACGAUCGCCACAAAACAGCAGGUACUGGCAAAACAAUAUCUCGAAAGAAAACUGCAGAGCAAGAAAAAAAGAAAAAAUAACUUUUCUUAUGCAUAAUAUUUUAUAAAUUAUAAUUUUUUAUACUUGAAUUCUUCAACACGUUAUAGGUAAUAGUAAAAUCUUUAAAUUCAAA